GGGGGUGGAGCCGCCGCCGCCCGUCCCCGCCCGCGGCCCGUGCGCGGUGGCGUCACAGCGUGCGGGCGGUGCUGCCCGUGGCCGAGGGCGCCGGGCCAUGGCCUCGUCUGUGGUGCGCGCCACGGUGCGCGCCGUCAGCAAGCGUAGGAUCCAGGCGACCCGCGCCGCCCUCACGCUGACCCCUUCUGCUGUCCAGAAGAUAAAAGAGCUUCUGAAAGAUAAACCUGACCAUGUAGGUGUGAAAGUAGGUGUUCGUACAAGGGGAUGCAAUGGACUUUCUUACACAUUAGAAUACACAAAAUCGAAAGGAGACUCUGAUGAAGAAGUAGUUCAAGAUGGGGUUAGAGUGUUUAUUGAAAAGAAGGCGCAGCUGACACUUCUAGGAACUGAAAUGGACUAUGUAGAAGACAAACUGUCCAGUGAAUUUGUCUUCAAUAAUCCAAACAUCAAAGGAACAUGUGGCUGUGGAGAAAGCUUUAACAUCUGAAAUCUCAGGAUUGCUUCUUUGACUUUGAGCAGCCUAAAACACUUACUAUUACGACUUUCAGAAGCAAAUGCAUUUUCUUCAGGUUUGUAGGCUGCGUAAAGUGGGGAUACUAUUAAGAAAAAUAAAGUUACAUAUUUGAAAAUAUAAGCUGUGUGUUAAAUUCCACCCUGAUGUAGUUACACUGUAAUUUUUGAUUAAUUGGGAUCUAACAGGUAAGAACAGUAAGUGCUGCAGUAACAUCUCUGUACUUCCACUUGCCAACGAAAUAAAAUUUCACUGUUCUUUUCCUCUGUCAUUUUCUUUGUCAAUCCUACUCAUACUUCCCCAUUCAAAACUCAUUUGAAAGAAUACAUUGUGUUCUACUUUGAUUUGGGGAAAAAAAAAAUUAACAAAAAAUCAUAACCAUUUCUGUGUAAGUAUAAAGAUUUAUAAACACAAGCACACAGUCCUUGCUUACUUUGUACUUUCCAAUGCUUUCAUCUUUUUACAAGUGCAUUUUCUGGUGGUUUGUUUUCCCUUAAAUUCAGGGAAAUAAAAAUGUUCAUGUAUUAGUAUAGUGAUAGGCUGUUGUAGCGCCUGUUGUAGAAAUGCUUGGAAGAGGGCUAGCCUAAUUUUAAUUAUUUUCCUUUUUCUGUUGAAGGCAUAGUCCCUGCUGUACUUGGUCAUUUUCAAAGCAUGAAGUAUCUGGGUACUGGAGGGCUAAAAAGUGAUACACAGGCCUUGUUUUUCACAUUUCAGUUUUUUAUCUUGCCUCAGUUAAUUUGCAAAGAUGGUAAAACUGCUUCCACAUUCUUAUUCCCCAUGUUCACAGAAUGUGCUGUGUUUGCACCAAAAUUUAUGAAAACUUAUUGAGAGACAAAUCUCAGAUUUCUCGUUACUGGGUUUUUUCUGUAAUCAUGUAUGCUACUAAUUUUGUUAGAGUUCAAACUGUUUUUCAUAACUCUUAACUAGUAGAAUUUUUUCAUCAAAGUUUGUGGUCCCCUGUGUUUAACUCCUGUCUUGGAUUUAACUUGAUAACAGGAGAAAUAUAAUUUUUAAUUAGAAAAAACCCUUAGUAUUUCAUAUUACUUUUAAAUUAAUCUAGGCCAUAAUUAAAAUACUGUAAGAGGCCAUUUUUUCUUUGAAAUUUACUUAAUCAGAAUUUUGGUUUUGUAAACAAGUGUCUUUCAAGCUUAUACAGUCAGUAGCCGUCCUUCACUGGUGCUGUUACAGAAGUGUAAAUGUCUCUCCAGACCUUCCCAAAACCUGGUAUGAGAGAGGAACUGUUCCACCCUUUUAUCUCCUCAUUGUCCAGAGAUGACGGUGCAGCUCAGGUGCUCACUUGUGCAGAAUAGAAUGUAACAUGUCUGCUUGAGCAACAGAUUUGAACAGUUGGUGGAAAUAGUUCAAAUAAAAAGUAGGGGGACAGCAGGAGUCUUGUAGGUUGAGAUGGGAAUGAUCUGAGAGCAUGAAGGCUACAUGUUGAAAAUCCAGAGGUUAUCUUGAUGUGGACAGUUGGAUCCCACAUACCUGUCACCAACUGCUGUAGAUGUAGGAUUGCACCUACAUUUUUGGUUCUUCCCUCUGCACCUUUUCCCAGGGUAAAGGGAAGAAUAAAAAUGAAAAAAAUAAAAAAUUACACUUCAUCUGCUUUAUGUAGUGCACCAGAACAGAAGAUCAGAAUUACUUACAGUCUAAUAGUAAAUACUUGAAUUUUGGCUUUUGAUGUAAAGACACUAUUUCCUUCAACAGUCAACUGUUGCACACAGUUACUUUAUACAGUGAUUCAGGAAUUAGUGGUAAUACACUGGUGAAGUGCUUCUGUAGUAACUCUUUCAUUCUUGCCAAACAAAAAAUGGAGUUCAUGUGGCAUAGUUGCAUUACAUCUAAAACUCUAAGCUAAGGGCAUUUCUUCAGAUUGCAUUUCUCUGCUUCUUGCUAGAGAUAAGACUUUGAAUGUGGUAAGACUGGUGAUUGCUAAAAGUGCUGGUACUUACUCAUUUAACUUGUUUUGGGAUGAAGAGCAUUGGUUUGAGGUUUAUUUAGACCUGUGGCAUGUCUAGUAAUCCUUUUUGUGUUUGUGUAUAUCUUGAAUGAAAGUUUGCACUUUUGUACUGCUGUGAAGUAAUCAUCUGAAGUUGUCACCUUACUAAGACAGCUAAUGCACAAUGUGUUAAACUUCUGCUAAAGUGCUAUUUACAGUUGCAUACAAACUAUAUGGUUUUGUUGAUUGGUUCAUUAUAAUUUUGUGCAACAAUGUAUGUAGAGUCCUCAAUUAUAAUAAAUAUAACCUCUUGCUAACCAUGAAA
This is a messenger RNA of Serinus canaria (Common canary), 2775 nucleotides long. It is a transcript of the gene ISCA1, whose product is annotated as iron-sulfur cluster assembly 1. Gene Ontology annotation, cellular component: cytoplasm; mitochondrion. Gene Ontology annotation, biological process: iron-sulfur cluster assembly. The transcript has 4 exons. The record is from RefSeq and is a predicted model, not a curated record. Lineage: Eukaryota; Metazoa; Chordata; Aves; Passeriformes; Fringillidae. Bases 98 to 487 code for a protein of 129 amino acids. Gene Ontology annotation, molecular function: 2 iron, 2 sulfur cluster binding.